Molecule: messenger RNA, 2028 nt
Organism: Fulvia fulva
Lineage: Eukaryota; Fungi; Ascomycota; Dothideomycetes; Mycosphaerellales; Mycosphaerellaceae
Product: C2H2 finger domain transcription factor crzA
Exons: 1
Coding region: 1-2028 (675 amino acids)
Cellular component (GO): nucleus
Source: RefSeq, a predicted model, not a curated record
AUGGCAGCGACCACGCGAGCGACCACGCCCUCCUACCCUGCUGAGCCCUUCGUCUCCCUCGAGGGCGCGCCGCGCACACCGACGUCUCUAUCGUCAACCGCCGGGCCGACCUCGACGAGUGCCGGACCUGAGAUCCCCAACCUGCUACGCGCACAAUCGCAGCAACAGGCAGAUCCGACGAGACUCAGCCUGUCGCCAAAGUCGUUAGACAAGACGCGACUGUCGCCGGGCAGGCUUGCGUCCUUGCCUUUGACCGGAGCUGCCGCGAUGGCUGAGAUGAAGCGCAGGAAACAGCAGGCACACGCACAUGCACAACAGCAGGCAGAGCAGAAUUCGCGACAGACAAGCCCAAAUCCUGCAGCACAAGCGUUGCAUUCACUGAUAGGUGCUGGAGGCAUGAGUCGAGCAGCAGAUGCGCCUGCUCCGAAGCUUAGCGAGCCCUUGCGGACAGUGGCCGAACACAUUCAACUACCCGACAACAACGCGCAAACUGGCAGUGACGACCAAAUCAGUCCCGUCAGUUUGGGCAGCUUCGGCACGUUGGAGAGCUCGGCAGGCGCGAAUGCGGGCAACAGCAACGCCGCGAUGGCAGCCACAGCGAACAAUCAAAAUGCCGCCUCAGGUCAACAAUUUGUGGCUGAGCCCGACGAAAUGAACGAUGCCAACAACUACCAGGACAGCAACCGCAAUCUCGCGGUACCUGAUCAACAGGGCGACAAGGCAAUAUCAUUUUCCUAUCCAGGGCCGCCGCCUCAACAGGACGACAACCAGCAGGGAGGACCAUCGCGCGGCAUGAGCCUUCCGGGAUACGGCCAAGGUAGUCCAAAAUCACCCGCCUCAAACAAGCGACACAAGUGCCCGUACUGCUCCACGGAUUUUACUCGCCACCACAACCUCAAAAGCCACCUGCUGACCCACAGUCAAGAAAAGCCGUACGUUUGUCAGACCUGCCAAGCGCGGUUUCGCCGACUGCACGACCUCAAACGCCACACAAAGCUUCACACAGGCGAACGGCCACACACGUGCGACAAGUGUGGACGGCGUUUUGCACGUGGAGACGCGCUCGCCAGACAUAAUAAAGGACCUGGUGGAUGUGCUGGCCGACGGUCUAGCUUCGGCGGCGACGACGAAUUUGGCGACGACGGCGGCAUGGAAGGCAUCGAGUAUGACGAUGAUGAAGGGAACGACGAACAAGGUCGACGCGUAAGCGAACCAAAUCGUAAACGCCAGCAUCUUGAAACGCCCCAAGACCCCAACAGGCAGAUCUAUCGCCAACAUUCAACGACAUACCCGCCAGCGCAUACGCAAGCCAUGAGAGGUAGCAUGGGACCUCCGCAGGUUGUCCACCCAGGCUCCAACAGUACCACAUCGCCGCGAGAGAUGUCAGGUCAGCCAAGUCCUGCUGGUGGCUCGUCCAUUGGUUCAUAUUAUGGAUCUGGACAAGUGUUCGCAGAGCCAGGCGUUAUGACACAGUCGCCGAAGCCCCUAUCACCUGGUCAGCCACCUGAUCAACAGCGGCUUAGCGUUGGCGAGCAAGGCGGGAUGCGCAAUCGUUCUACAAGCUUGACCACGCAGUUUCAACAAGCCCACUUUGGCCGUCAACCAGGUAGUGGCGGUGGCAGAACGCCACCCAUGCAGAAUGCCCAGUUCCCACCAGGUCAUGCACCACCCUCUAACAUCUUGCCUCCACUUGGCGCGGGCAAUCCACAGCGUCAGCCGUCGUCCAUGCCCGGGGCGCCUAAUAUGCACGGACAUCAGCAAGCGCCUACUGCCGCCAUCAACUCCAAUCCUGGAAGCCAUUCCAGCCAUGGCCGAUCUUCUGGGAGUAGCAUGCGGGACAUGAUGCAGAACCCCGAAGACAUUUGGGGUUACGUUCGCCAGCUCGAAUCACGCUUUAGUAGAAUGCAAGACGAGUACGAGCUUCGAAUCAGCCGCAUGCAAGACGAACUGAUCUCGCUCAAGGGGCAGGUCAGUCAAAUGUCCAACGCUGGCAGUUAUACCAGCAACAUGGACCGGCCUUACCCGUGA